Messenger RNA from Cucurbita maxima (winter squash), 2396 nucleotides. RefSeq lists its product as uncharacterized. The coding region runs from base 277 to 2058 and encodes 593 amino acids. The transcript is spliced from 8 exons. NCBI's taxonomy places the organism in Eukaryota, Viridiplantae, Streptophyta, Magnoliopsida, Cucurbitales, Cucurbitaceae. The record is from RefSeq and is a predicted model, not a curated record.
AAAUGUGUCCAUGGUCGAUGGAAACAGGGAGGCUGCUCUGUCUCUUUUACGGUGAAGUUCAAAAAUAAAUAAGGUUCCAAGGAAGGAGCCGAUUAUCCCAAGAAGUACAACAGGUUGUUAAUUUGAUCCUCUUGUGUGGAAGUAGAGCUUGGACGGAUUGUCCUUGUGUGAUUAAGUUAGUAAAGCACGAGGCUCUUAGCAAUUCCCUCCACUAUCCGCCAUUUCGACCAAUAUCCUUCCUUCUUUCUCUCUCUGGGGAUUGUGCGACUGUAAUGUAUGCAGGAAAGUAGAGUGAGGAAGACGCCGGAGAUGGGGUUUCAGGACCAAACGCCGUCGUCGAGAUCAGGCUUCAGAGCUCGCGAUUCCAGCCCCGAUUCUGUCAUUUACGCUCUCGAAUCGAGUUUCAGUCUCUUCUCUUCUGCCUCCGCCAGUGUGGAGCGCUGCUCGUUUGCAUCGGAGGCCCACGACCGCGAUUCCCUCAUCUCUGAAAUCUCACUUCAUUUGGAAGAGCAUGAUGAGGAAGACCACGAGAGUUGCGGUGGUCCAAAUCCAGAUCCAAACAAACUAGCACUAAACAACAAGCACAGUCGUCUCUAUACCAAGGGAGAAAAAGCGAAAGCAAUUCAGAACGAAAAUAGCAAUGUCGAUUUAGAAGACGAGAAUCGAGCUGUCGAUUCGGCGAGGAGUUCCUUUUCUCUUGCUCUGAAAGAGUGUCAAGAUCAUAGAUCCAGAUCUGAAGUUCAAUCCAGGAAGCUGGACAGAAGGAGACCUGCUUCAUUGGAUCUAAAUAACGCCACUACAGCUUCCUCACCUCGUUUGGCAAGUAUCAAGAAGAACCCUAAAGUAUCAACACGGAAGACUGGAACAUUUCCAAGCCCUGUUACGCCUAAUUAUAGGCACAAUAGCUUUGGUAUGCAAAAGGGGUGGAGCUCGGAGCGAGUGCCAUUGCACAACAAUGGCGGUCGGAAACAUACUAAUAACCCUGCAUUGCUGACUCUCAACAGUGGCAGAACAUUGCCAUCGAAGUGGGAAGAUGCUGAAAGGUGGAUCUUUAGUCCCAUAUCCGGUGAUGGGGUCGUGAGGAAUUCAGUUCCACUUCCUCAACGGCGGCCUAAAUCAAAGAGUGGGCCACUUGGCCCGCCUGGUAUUGCAUACUAUUCACUAUAUUCGCCGGCUGUUCCGGCUUAUGAAGGAGGGACUUUUGGAAAUUUCAUUACAGGGUCACCAUUUUCAGCUGGAGUGAUAUCAACGAAUGGCUUGGGGAUUCAUUCCGGUGGGCAUGAAGGGACCUUUCAUGGACAAACAGAGCCCUCCAUGGCACGCUCGCUUAGCGUUCAUGGGUGCUCUGAAAUGCUGGGUCUUUUGUCCUCAACAACAGGCUUGCAAGAAGGAUCAGGGGAAAAUGUAAGUACGGAGGUCAAGGGUUCAGGGACGGAUGCUUCUCGUGUUGUUUCAAGAAGGGAUAUGGCCACACAAAUGAGCCCAGAGAGCAGUGUGCAAUCAUCUCCCAAGACGAGGCCGUCAAUCUCUGCCUCCAGUUCAUCUGGUAUGCAUAUGUUAGAGGUGGGAGCUGUGAGCUCUAAGUUGGAGGUGAGGGAUGUACAAGUUGAUAACCAGGUUACUUUGACAAGGUGGUCUAAGAAACAAAAAGCGCCAUUUCCUUGGAAAGACUCUGUUGACGACAGGAGGAAGAAAGACGGUGAUGCGGUUUCUGGAUGUUCAGAUUUAGAUGUCCCUAACAUAGCAAAAUGUAUUUCAAAGGUUAAGCGUGAGGAAGCCAAAAUAAGCGCAUGGGAAAAUCUACAGAAAGCAAAAGCCGAUGCAGCCAUACGAAAACUAGAGAUGAAACUGGAGAAGAAGAGAGCGUCAUCAAUGGAUAAGAUCAUGAAUAAACUGAAAUUUGCACAGAAGAAGGCCCAAGAAAUGAGGAGCUCAGUGAUGGAAAACCAGUCCCCCCGAGACAACAGGACAUCUUCUUCCAUCAAGUCUCUAUCAUCUUUUUAUCGAACCCGUCAUAUGGGCUCCCUAAGUGGUUGUUUCACCUGCCAUGCCUUUUAGUAUUCCGUUCAUUCAACCAGGACAACCCCAUGGAUCUUGUUUUGACAGAUAAGAGUUAAUUUGAGGACAUGGAAGGAAGAAUAUUGUAUAGAACAAGAGACGCUGCUGCUUCAAAUCGAAUGCGGUGUCAAUGUAGUUUUAUGGUGGCAUGGUUAGUUACUCCAAAUGAGCUGCAAAACAGUGAUAGCCAACUUCAUGGGAGCUGAAGUAUCAGAAGCUUUCUGGAUCCAACUUCCAUGGAGACCAACAUUUGAAACUUCGUUUGUAACUAAAACUAAGUUAACCCUUCUCUCGUUUCUUAUCUCAUUAUUCUUAACACAUUUUGUUUUUGUACUAAA